AUAGUUGUUAUUUAGUGUUACUGUUGAAAACGUAUGAAACAUUCUAUAUAAUUUUGUAAUCCUAGACAAAAUGAUAAUCAAAACUUUCGGACUUAUUUUAUUUUUCUCAUUGUCUGAAUCCAAAAACAAUUUUAGGCCAAAUUUGCCUUUGGGAGAAUAUCGUUUGGUUAUUGAUAAAGUAUAUCCUUGUGGAUCAAGAAUAAAUCAUUCAGUUCAAUUUAAUAUCUAUUCUAGUAAAAAGACAUCAAAUAUAACUGAAAUGAAAGGGAAUAUAACAUUUUUGACACCUUUCAAUGAUAAUCUUGCAGU
Messenger RNA from Acyrthosiphon pisum (pea aphid), 309 nucleotides. RefSeq lists its product as uncharacterized. The record is from RefSeq and is marked predicted. NCBI's taxonomy places the organism in Eukaryota, Metazoa, Arthropoda, Insecta, Hemiptera, Aphididae.